Molecule: messenger RNA, 1433 nt
Organism: Formica exsecta
Lineage: Eukaryota; Metazoa; Arthropoda; Insecta; Hymenoptera; Formicidae
Product: fatty acyl-CoA reductase wat-like
Exons: 5
Biological process (GO): long-chain fatty-acyl-CoA metabolic process
Cellular component (GO): peroxisome
Molecular function (GO): alcohol-forming very long-chain fatty acyl-CoA reductase (NADP+) activity
Source: RefSeq, a predicted model, not a curated record
AUUUUUAGCACUCAUAAAGAGAGAACGUGCGAAAAGAAGAACUUAUUUUUCACUAUUUACAGAUUAUUAGGAAAAUGGCCAAACACCUAUACCUAUACGAAGGCAGUUGCUGAGAAUGUGAUUAAGAAACAGGCUGGUGACUUGCCAAUCGGCAUCUUUCGUCCUGCCAUUGUAAUAUCAACGUAUAAAGAACCGUUGCGGGGUUGGAUCGACAAUUUAUAUGGACCGACGGGAGUUGCUGCUGGAGCUGGAACUGGAUUGUUGCGAUCAAUCCAUUGCAAUGGUUCGGUUCACGCAAAUGUGGUACCUGCCGAUUUAUCUGUUAACGCUCUAAUCGCGUGCGCGUGGGAUAUAGCGAACAUACAAAGAUCGAAUAACAAAUCGCAUUCUGACAUUCCGAUUUAUAAUUAUGUGUCUAAGGAUAAUCCGAUAACUUAUGAUGAACUGAAAGAAAUGUCAUCGAAAUAUGGUCUCGAAACUCCCUCGACUAGAGCAAUCUGGUAUUACAGCUUCAGAAACAAUAAACACAGGAUAGUUCAUCUAUUCUUUGUGUACUUUUGCCAUUUACUCCCGGCUUUGUUGGUCGACACUGCGACUGUCUGUAUGGGAAGACAACCGAGGUUACUUAAAGUUUAUAAAAAGAUACAUAAAUUUAUGGAUGUGUUAAACUAUUUUUCCACGCAAGAGUGGACGUUUACCAAUGAUCGAUUGCACGCGCUGAUGAUGAAACUCACAUCCAAAGAUAGCAAAAAUUUCUUCUGCGAUGUACGUGAUCUCGAUUGGAACGUUUACUUCGAAACGUAUAUUAGUGGGAUAAGGGUAUAUCUCAUUAAAGAUCCCUUGGACACUUUACCGCAAGCACGCGUUAAAUGGCAAAGAUUAUAUUGGAGCCAUCAAGUGCUAAAACUCAUACUGGCCUAUGCUGCUCUGAGGUUCUCCUGGAUGGUCAUAUCUACUCUUUUCAAUUUUUUCAAAGUGUGACAAAUAAAAGUAAAUAAGGAAAAUCCUGAAAUUUAGGAUAUACGUUCUAAAAACGCAAAAAUGAAAAGUGGCAUCUUGUGUUUAAUUAAAAAAAGAAGCGUCACAAAUAAGCGUGCAAUUUCAGAAAAUCUCGAGAAAAAAAAAUUGAAAGAUUAACGGGGAAUUGUCGCAUCGUAAUUCUCUGUGUUAAAAUGUGACAGAAUAUUUACGUAAUACGAAUAUAAUGUACCAGAUGUGAUAGAAACAGAAAAGAAUUUGAAUGACAACAAUUUGAUCGUAUUAUUCUAGCUUCGGAGAUCUCCGCAAAUAAACUGUAAGUAUAGAAUUAUAUGUUAUUCUAUUUUUCCAAAAUAGAUUUGUAGAUGUUAUAUCAAAAAGAAGAGUUUAACAGCUGUGCCUUAGAGCGCUUUAUUGUACUAUAUUAUAAAUAAAUUUAUUGUGGGGUUGAUAGA